UUUCCGGGAAGGACCGCGGAGGGGGUGCGGUUCCGGGUGGAGGCGGGUGGUGGCGGCAGGCGGCAGGCGGCGGGUGACGGUCGCGGAGCCUGCCCUCCGCGGCGUCCCCGUCUGCACCCAGGGCUCGGCGCAGCCAUGGAGAGCGGGGGGCGGCCCUCUCUAGGCCAGUUCAUCCUCCUAGGCACCAGCUCUGUCGUCACCGCCGUCCUGUACUCCGUGUACCGGCAGAAGGCCCAGGUUGCCCAAGAGCUCAAGGGAGCUAAAAGAAUCCACUUGGGUGAAGACCUAAAGAGUAUUCUUUCAGAAGCUCCAGGAAAAUGUGUGCCUUAUGCUGUUAUCGAAGGAGCUGUUCGAUCUGUUAAAGAAACACUUAACAGCCAGUUUGUAGAAAAUUGCAAGGGGGUGAUUCAGCGGCUGACGCUUCAGGAGCACAAGAUGGUGUGGAAUCGGACAACCCACCUUUGGAAUGACUGUUCCAAGAUCAUUCACCAAAGGACCAACACGGUGCCCUUUGACCUGGUGCCGCACGAGGACGGCGUGGACGUGGCUGUGCGGGUGCUGAAGCCCCUGGACUCGCUGGAUCUGGGCCUGGAGACCGUGUAUGAGAAGUUCCACCCCUCCAUCCAGUCCUUCACGGACGUGAUCGGCCACUACAUCAGCGGAGAGCGGCCCAAAGGCAUCCAGGAGACGGAGGAGAUGCUGAAGGUGGGGGCCACCCUCACGGGGGUGGGCGAGCUGGUCCUGGACAACAACGCCGUCCGCCUGCAGCCCCCCAAGCAGGGCAUGCAGUACUAUCUGAGCAGCCAGGACUUCGACAGCCUGCUGCAGAGGCAGGAGUCGAGUGUCAGGCUCUGGAAGGUUCUGAUGCUGGUGUUUGGCUUUGCCACGUGCGCCACCCUCUUCUUCAUCCUCCGGAAGCAGUAUCUGCAGCGGCAGGAGCGACUGCGCCUCAAGCAGCUGGAGGAGGAGUUCCGCGAGCACGAGGCGCGGCUGCUGAGCGGCGCGCAGCCCGAGGACCGGGAGAGCCUCAAGAGCGCCUGCGUCGUGUGCCUGAGCAACUUCCGCUCUUGCGUCUUCCUGGAGUGCGGGCAUGUAUGCUCUUGCGCCGAGUGCUACCGCGCCCUGCCGGAGCCCAAGAGGUGCCCCAUCUGCCGCCAGGCGAUCACCCGCGUGAUCCCCCUGUACAACAGCUAAGGGCCUUGAAGCCCCGCGGGGACGCCUGGAAGGGUCCCUCCCCCACCCCCCAGGCCUUUAGCGGCGGGCGCGGUGGGGGGCAGCCGGCACCUCACAGCCCCUCCGCAGAAGGCUGCCUUUCCUGCCUGCUCGGGACCUUUUCCAGCCUCGAAGCACAGGCUCAGCCCCCCUUGGGGCAGGUGGGGGUGCGUGUGGCUGAGAUCACCACAUCGCUCAAGUGCCAAAGCGGGGGGCCUCCAGCUCUUUUCUUCUGGUGUCUUCUCGUCCUUUCCGGGCAAGUGUCAACAUUCCCGUGGACUUGAGCCUUGAGUGACUCGGCCAGGGGCAGGCAGAGCUGUCUUGCGGAGCUGCCCCCAUGGUGACUGUCACAGGCUUCCUCCUCCUUGCUUACACCCCAGGGAAAAGUUGUCGGGCUGGACACCCCACUCCAGUCCCCUUCCCCUCCCCUGCCUGCCCCCUAAGCGUGUGCGCGCGUGUGCCAGGAAGCAGGAAAUGAAGUCCUGCGUCUGCCCUCCGCCUGCGGGGCGAGCUCUGGUCAGCAGGAUGGAGCGGUCCUUUGCAGGGGCACGUGGCACGGUGCUCGUUCAGCCAUCCCCUGUGGCGGCGAAGAGGGGCAGCUUAGCUGCGUCCCUCCUGGCGUCUCCACGGACCUGGAGGGAGGGCCCUCAGGGACCGUGUCCUGUGCUGACCUGGAACAACCGUGGCCUGAGGGCGGCUGGCUCUGGUUUUCCCAGCCUGAGAUGAGCCUCGCCCCCAAAGGAAGCAAUAAGGUCGCUGCUGUCCUGCCUCGUGGCUUUCCCAGCUUCUCCCCCAGGCUCGCACCAAGGAAAAGUCGCAGCCAGCAUCCGGAUGCUGGAGCCUUUUCCAGACUCUCCCCACCCACGUCCGCGGGCGUAAUCACAUCGCUCUUCUCCCAUUAUCCGUCACCCCUCACCCAUCCAGCUGGCGAUGGUCAGUGUAGAGAAGUGGGGCGCCUCACCGCUUCCGAGAAGUCCGAAGUUGGGCUCGGCACUCUCUUCUCUCCCUUCCCCCGCUUUGAAUACCUGUGCCCCGUUCUUUGUGCUGGGGCAGUGGGAUUGCUCUCAGGGGGCUGACGCCCGUUCUGUGCAGUGUUCAGAGUGACAGCACAAAUGAAACACGUUAUAACCAA
Messenger RNA from Phacochoerus africanus (Common warthog), 2344 nucleotides. RefSeq names its product mitochondrial E3 ubiquitin protein ligase 1 (gene MUL1). NCBI's taxonomy places the organism in Eukaryota, Metazoa, Chordata, Mammalia, Artiodactyla, Suidae. The record is from RefSeq and is a predicted model, not a curated record. The transcript is spliced from 4 exons. Gene Ontology annotation, molecular function: ubiquitin-protein transferase activity. Gene Ontology annotation, biological process: protein ubiquitination; organelle organization. Gene Ontology annotation, cellular component: mitochondrion. Bases 136 to 1194 code for a protein of 352 amino acids.